This is a messenger RNA of Drosophila arizonae, 940 nucleotides long. RefSeq lists its product as uncharacterized. Lineage: Eukaryota; Metazoa; Arthropoda; Insecta; Diptera; Drosophilidae. The record is from RefSeq and is a predicted model, not a curated record.
GUCAGUUGUCAGCCUGCCAGAAUGUCACGCCUCUAUUACAUUCUAGCUGCAAUAAUUGCUUUAAAAAUGGUUCUAUGUGCUUCGCAAAACUAUAAAGAUAAUACUAACAAGUCCCCAUCAAAGGCAGCCACAUUUCAUUUUCCUGAAUACGCGUACAAAGAAACAAGCAAAAAUGAAAUCAUCUAUCAUGACUUUGAGCUUGCCUGUAGCCAGAACUCGCUGUGCGGCAAUAAUCCAUCGAUGGUCUCCAAGCUGAACUGCUUAAGGAAAUGCAUAUCACAUUCGUGCUACCAAGAUAUCUACGCCUUCGAUGAGCUGGAGGAUGGUGAAAUUGAUGUCAGGAUGAAUUCGUUCAAGGGCUGCGUUAUACAGCGCAUGUAGCAUAAGGCGCCCAUCCUGCAUAGGUUGUAUUUCACGAACUAUCUGCAGGAGCUGCACUGGAAGAUAUCCCAGUAUAUUUUAAAAUGGAUAUAAGCUAGCUAGUUACAGCUGUUUUUAGUUAUGUUCUAACUUUAGUUUAAGUACUUCAAUUGAAAUGUGAAAAGAUGUGAGCUUUUAGUUAGUAAUUAAUGUAAGUAGACCGAACAGACCUAUGACUGUUUAUGCAUUUGAAUAUAAUCUAGUCUAAAUAUAGCAUGCUAAGUAUCUCACAUAUGUCAUUUAAUGCAUUAGCUGCUUAAACCACUAUUUAAUAAGAAUAUAUUUACUUUGGCAUAUGCCAAGUCACGAAACAUGUUAAUCUCUUCUACACACUUUAGCUAUUAAUUUGUAUUUAGUUUAAUGGUUACAGGGUAUGCCAGUCAACUGAUACUCUCAAUGCUAGAUCCAUUGCACAUACAAGCUUUAUUAAAAUGGGAAAUAGACGUAUGUAGUUAGGUACAAAUGUGUCAAAUACGUCAUUCGGCCGUACAAUAGCGAGCUAUAUACUUGAGCCUAUUUG